AUGCAGACCUUUGGCGCUCUUCUCGUCUCCCUCGCGGCAGCUGGCCUUGCCACGGCCCUGCCCACCAGCAACGACGGCCAGGUGUCGGUACGAGUCGCCCGCAACCGUAGCUUCAGGGCCCAUGGACCGCUUGCCCUAGCCAAGGCCUAUCGCAAGUUCAACAAGCCCAUCCCCGACGACGUUGCUGCGGCCGUGUCCGCCUCUCAACUUACAAAGCGGGCCACCGGCUCCGUGACAAACGUCCCGCAGCAGUACGACAGCGAGUAUCUUGCCGCCGUUCAGAUAGGCACUCCGGCGCAGACAUUGGACCUCGCCUUCGACACUGGAUCCAGCGAACUCUGGGUGUUGUCAGCGGAAACCCCGUCCGGCGAGGUCCAGGGCCAGACGCUGUACCACCCGGCAUCCAGCUCGACGGCGCGGCUCCUCGGCGGACUGAGAUGGAACAUCACCUACGAAGACGGUAGCAGCUCCAGCGGCGAUGUGUACAGCGAUGUCGUCGCCGUCGGAGGCUUACAGGUCAAGGGCCAGGCCGUCGAGUCUGCCCAGCAGGUUUCCGCCGAGUUCACCGGCGAUGCGGCCUCCGGGCUGCUCGGCCUGGCCUUUGGCUCCCUAAACACCGUGUAUCCUACCAAGCAAAAGACCUUUUUUGACAAUGCUCAAGCCAGUCUGGCCGCGCCGCUAUUUACCGCCAACCUAAACCACGAUGCGGACGGCAAGUACAACUUUGGGUACAUCGACGCUUCCGAGCACACCGGAAGCAUCACGUACACGGCCGUCGACAACAGCCAAGGCCUUUGGGGCUUCACGGCGACGGGCUACGCUGUCGGCGACGACGAACCCAACUACCGGCCCAUCCCGGGCAUCGCCGACACGGGAACCAGCCUCCUCCUGCUUGACGACGACACCGUCCGCGCCUACUACGCCCAGGUCAGCGGCUCUCAGUACGACAGCUCCCAGGGCGGAUACACCUUCGGCUGCGGCGCCUCGCUGCCCGACUUCACGUUUGGCGUCGAGGACUCGUCCAUUACCAUCCCGGGCGCGUACAUGAACUAUUGCCCCACCGACGAUUCUGGAUCGACGUGCUUUGGGGGCAUUCAGAGCAGCGCUGGCAUCGGGCUCAACAUAUUUGGUGACGUCGCGCUCAAGGCGGCUUUGGUGGUGUUUGAUGCCGGAAACACGCGUCUGGGAUGGGCCCCCAAGUAG
Molecule: messenger RNA, 1203 nt
Organism: Metarhizium album ARSEF 1941
Lineage: Eukaryota; Fungi; Ascomycota; Sordariomycetes; Hypocreales; Clavicipitaceae
Product: secreted aspartic proteinase precursor
Exons: 2
Coding region: 1-1203 (400 amino acids)
Biological process (GO): proteolysis
Molecular function (GO): aspartic-type endopeptidase activity
Source: RefSeq, a predicted model, not a curated record